Molecule: messenger RNA, 625 nt
Organism: Coregonus clupeaformis (lake whitefish)
Lineage: Eukaryota; Metazoa; Chordata; Actinopteri; Salmoniformes; Salmonidae
Product: A-kinase anchor protein 13-like
Exons: 3
Biological process (GO): positive regulation of canonical NF-kappaB signal transduction; regulation of Rho protein signal transduction; adrenergic receptor signaling pathway
Cellular component (GO): membrane; actin cytoskeleton
Molecular function (GO): MAP kinase scaffold activity
Source: RefSeq, a predicted model, not a curated record
AUGACGGGAGACAGCACCAGUGAGGUUUCAGUAUCCUGUUCCUCCAGAGAUGACACGGCCAGUAUGAGUCCGGCCAGCUCCAGCCCAGAGAGCUGUGUGGCGGGGGGACCGGGGGCCCGGGGGAUCAGAGAUCAGGGGGCCCACGGCAGCUGGAGCCCUGUAGAGGACCCCACACAAGGGGCCACCGCAGGAGAAGGAGAAGGAGGAGGAGAGACAGAGGAGGAGGUGAAGGACAGACUGACGGAGGUGCCACGGCGCCCUGCUAAACAUCGUCCCAGCAUCCGGUCGCUGUCCCCGUUCAGACGCCACAGCUGGGGACCCGGGAAGAACACAGCAGGAAAGGGAGACAUGAACCAACGCAGCUGCAGCCUGGAGGGCCUGAGUGAAGUAAGGCAUGAUGGGAAGGGCCCGUCGGCCCGUGGGGUGUUCUGUCACCAGGGCAGCAAGGAGGAGAGGGGGGUGUCCCUAGUAUCUCUGACAGAGGAGUCUGAGCUGGGGGCUUGCUCCACGGAGCAUGGACAGAAGUCCAGGAGGUAUCGUCCGUUGAGACACAGCUGUCCUCCCAUGACCCUCCCCCUGACCAAGUCAGUGUCUAUGCUCAACAUCAACCAGCGAGAUAUGGAUA